UUUAAAAAAUUGCAUUUUUAUACUUGAAAUAAAAAAAUAAAAGAAAAAAAAGAGUUAUGCUGAGACGUUAACAAGUCUAAGGGAAACAUCCUUUUCUAUAAAAUCUAUCGAAAAGGAAAACUAUUACGAAAGGAGAAGAAAAUGUGGAGCCUCUAAUGAAUAGUUUAGUAGCGGCAGAAAUUUGGUUUCAUUCAAAUUAACAUGAGACGUCCGAAAACAUCAUUAAAGAAAUAUUUUUAUUUCACAAUAAUAUGUGCUCUGCUGCUUAUAUUCGGAUUUAAUUUAAAAGAACGUGAAGCAUGGAAAUCGAAAGCAUCGACUCAUUUCUCGCUUACAUCCACACGAUUAACGCAUCAACAGCAGCAGCAACAACAACAACAACAUCAACAUCAACAUCAACAACAACAACAACAACAACAGCAACAACAACACUUAAUUUUGCCUCAUUCAAAUAUCGGAUAUGAUUAUGAUGAUAAAUAUAAUGACGAAACCUAUAGUCCUGAAAUGGAGGAUAACAAGAACGAUGACAAAAACUUAUUAUCAAUCCGCAAAACAGUCCAUACUACGAAAAUCACGAAUACUGAAACAGAGUUAACCAACAGUGAACAACAACAACAACAGCAACAACAACAACAACAGCAACAGCAGCAGCACCAGCAACAGCAGCUGCACCAGCAGCACCAGCAGCACCAGCAACUGCAACAAAAUCAAAUUGCUUCCGAUCCUUUACAGUCGAAUGUUAGAGCUUGGUUUUUCAAGAAUGGCAAAUAUUAUCCGAAUCCGGCGCCGGUGCGUAAAAAACGCAAAGGUAAAAAAGCUCAUUUACAGGGUUCGAAAUUGUUCCCAUUUCAAGAUCCACACAGUGAUCGUAUUGUAAAUCAACUUAUGUAUGUACCAUCCAAUUAUGACGAAAUUAAGGUCAGUGGCAAAUUGAAAACCAUUCUAUUGUAUAACGGUUUGGGUCCUUGGAAUGUUAAACAAGGUCGCGAAGUCUUCCUACGCUCGAAAUGUCCGGUGGAUACGUGUGAAAUUACAGCUGUUCGUGAUCGCGCCAAUACCGCAGAUAUGAUUCUAUAUAAAGAUCAUUAUAUACCGACAGGUUUUAGGCGUCCAGCCAAUUCCCACCAAGUCACAAUGCUAUAUUACUUGGAAUGCCCCUAUCAUACGCAGAACGUUAAAGUAGCUGAUGCCAUCAAUUGGACGGCAACAUAUAGACGCGACAGCGAUAUUGUGGCCCCUUACGAGAAAUGGCAAUAUUAUGACAGUCGUAUUCAACAGAUUGAACAGGAUCGCAAUUAUGCCAGCAAUAAGACGAAACGGGUUGCCUGGUUUGUAUCAAAUUGCGGAGCACGUAACGGUCGUCUACAGUACGCACACGAAUUAAGCAAAUAUAUCGAAGUUGACAUUUAUGGGGCUUGCGGCAAUUAUAAAUGUUCACGGGUAACGGCCGAUAAAUGCUUUGAAAUGUUGGAUCGUGAUUAUAAAUUUUACCUCGCAUUUGAAAAUUCCAACUGCAAAGACUAUGUAACUGAGAAAUUUUUUGUAAACGCCUUAAAUCGUAACAUAUUGCCCAUAGUUAUGGGUGCACGACCCGAAGAUUAUGAAGUCAGUGCACCACACCGCUCCUAUAUACAUAUAGAUGAAUUUGCCUCGGCAAGUGAAUUGGCCGAUUAUUUGCAUAUACUGGAUAAAGAUGAUAAAUUAUAUAAUUCAUACUUUAAUUGGAAGGGAACGGGGGAAUUCAUAAAUACAUAUUAUUGGUGUCGGGUAUGUGCCGCGCUGCACGAUGAAGACUCGCUGCGUAAACCGCGUUGGUAUACGGAUGUUAAUGAUUGGUGGCGUGGUGCGGGUGUUUGCACAAACGGUUCGUGGCGUAAUUUUAAAGCGCGCAAAGACAUCAUUACGGAUGAUUAAGCAAUUAAGGUUACGGCAGUGACGUCGCGAGAACGAGAAAAAGAAUAGUUUCUUUACGAUUGUUGCAAAAUCAAUCCAAGCCAGUGUAGAUUGCAAGACAUGAUGUUUGCAUUUUAGGAAAUUCAAAUUUCUAACUACACUUCGUUUAGUAAAAGUUUUAUAGAAAUUAAUUUAGUUAGAAGUAUUUUAUGAGACAUUCAUAACGUGACUGAAGACAGCCAAAACUGCGAACACCUUGAUUUCCGUUUCUAUCUAUCUAUCUCGCUCUCUCUCUCUCUCUCUCUCUCUCUCUCUCUCUCUCUUUCUGUUUUUUGAUUACCUUAAUAGGUUCGCAUUAGAUGUUAGAAGGUAAAAAAAGUUUUCCAAUCUAAUUAAAACAGAGCCCUUAGAUUAUUAAAAAAUGUGUACAUUAACGCGAUCUAUUUGUCUUGUUCACUUUGAAAUUGAAAUGUUUCUCAUACCUUGUUGUCGUUGCCCUUUCAACUAUGCCCGUUUAGUCCAGACGUAAAGCAAAUUUUUAGUGAUUCAUAGUCGAUGAAUGUUAUA
Messenger RNA from Glossina fuscipes, 2460 nucleotides. RefSeq names its product glycoprotein 3-alpha-L-fucosyltransferase A (gene FucTA). The record is from RefSeq and is a predicted model, not a curated record. Gene Ontology annotation, molecular function: alpha-(1->3)-fucosyltransferase activity. The transcript has 6 exons. NCBI's taxonomy places the organism in Eukaryota, Metazoa, Arthropoda, Insecta, Diptera, Glossinidae. The coding region runs from base 202 to 1914 and encodes 570 amino acids. Gene Ontology annotation, cellular component: membrane.